Hirsutella rhossiliensis is the source of this 909-nucleotide messenger RNA. Its product is annotated as esterase PHB depolymerase domain-containing protein. The record is from RefSeq and is a predicted model, not a curated record. The transcript has 2 exons. Gene Ontology annotation, cellular component: extracellular region. Lineage: Eukaryota; Fungi; Ascomycota; Sordariomycetes; Hypocreales; Ophiocordycipitaceae. Gene Ontology annotation, molecular function: feruloyl esterase activity. The coding region runs from base 1 to 909 and encodes 302 amino acids.
AUGGCGCCGAGAAUAGGAGUCAGCUUCCUUGCCCUGAUCCUGGGUCUUGCGUGUGCCGUCCAGGGUGCCGCUAUCCACCGACGGGCCUCUCCGGGAUGCGGCAAGUCGCACGACUUUGUCGGCAAGACGCGCGAAUUCAGUUUCCAAAGCAGCGGCGGAAAACGCACAUAUCGGAUCCAUCUCCCCUCAAACUACGAAGCCGACAAGCCCAAGCCGCUCUUGAUUGCGUACCAUGGCGCCGGCAACAAACUCGAGGAUUUCGAGAACGAGACACGCUUUUCUGACGAAAGCGUUAACCCCGACAUGAUUGCCGUCUAUCCUGCUGGCGUCGAUAAACACUGGCAGGGCCCGAGCUAUGCUAAGAAGGGCGUGGACGACGAGGCCUUCACCACCGACUUGGUCAACCGCAUCAAGGGCGCCUACUGCGUCGACGAGGCGCGCGUCUACGCCACCGGCCACUCCAACGGCGCCGGGUUUGCCGGGACCCUGGCCUGCUCGUCCGAACACGGCGGGCAGUUCGCCGCAUUUGCCCCCGUUUCCGGAGCCUUUUACACAGAUGUCGUGGGCAACCGGAACUGCCACCCGUCCCGCUCGCCUCUGCCCAUGAUGGAGCUGCACGGGACGGCAGACCGCACGAUCCCGUACGAGGGGGGAGACGCCCGCGGCGGCCGCGUCCCUGCGAUCCCCGACUGGCUUUCCCGGUGGGCGAAACGGAAUCAAUGCUCGAGUUCCAGCACCAAGGAUCUCCCGGGCGGCGUGCACGACAUCAAGUGGAAAUGCGCGGGCGGCGAGGGCUUGGUGCGGCAUAUCAAGAUGGACGGCCAGAGCCACAAGUGGCCCGGCAAGGACUCUGCGUUUGAUGCAUCGCCAGCCGUCGUCGACUUCCUGUCGGCCUUCCGCAAGCCGUGA